Messenger RNA from Dromaius novaehollandiae (emu), 12319 nucleotides. RefSeq names its product protein tyrosine phosphatase receptor type Q (gene PTPRQ). Gene Ontology annotation, cellular component: signaling receptor complex. Bases 68 to 10204 code for a protein of 3378 amino acids. Gene Ontology annotation, molecular function: protein binding; protein tyrosine phosphatase activity. The transcript has 61 exons. NCBI's taxonomy places the organism in Eukaryota, Metazoa, Chordata, Aves, Casuariiformes, Dromaiidae. The record is from RefSeq and is a predicted model, not a curated record. Gene Ontology annotation, biological process: peptidyl-tyrosine dephosphorylation involved in inactivation of protein kinase activity.
CUUUUGUUUUGAAGCUGUUGUGAUUCAAACACAAAACAAGCUCUGGAACUGUAAUAUUUCUUUCUCUAUGGAUCAGGCAAUUCUUCUUCUGCUUUUGUUAAAAUACAUAUUUCAGGGUUCAGAAAGUCUAGACUGUGAUCAAGUGAAAAAGCCUGCCAGAGCAGUUUUGAUGGAAUGGACUGAAUUGCUCAAAGGAGAAGAUCCAGACUAUUAUAUUAUAACAUACCAGCUUUCAGAGGCUUUCAGUCAAAAAAACAUAAGAAAUGUUUCUAAAGUUGAACGGAAACCUCUCAGUACUACAAUUCUGCUUGAAGAAAAUGAAAAGUAUGAUAUUACAAUAGAAUCCAUAAAAAAUGGACAAAUUUUAAGUGAAAAAUCAUUUAAGACACGUGGAAUUUCAGACAACGACAUCAAAAUGUUUGCGACAGCUACUACUGUGUCUUUUAAUUGGAGUACAGUGACCAACGAAUUUUCAGUUUCAGUUUCAUUGAAUGAUAGUUCUUACAUUACACAAAAAAACACUGGAUUUUUUGUAUGGAGUAAUUUGACACCUGCCACCUUAUAUACAUUUAAGCUUAUAUUUGAACAAUUAUACCUUGGAUUUAUGAAAGUGUCUCAAUUACUGGAUGUUCAAGCUGAAACAGGUGCCUGUUCACAAGGGUGGCUAGCGUUUCAAGGCAGCUGCUACAAAAUGAGCAAAGAGAGCAAGCCAUGGAAGAGGGCUCAACAAAUCUGUGAGCUGUCAUCACAAGGGGCACAUCUUCUUGACGUAGGCAGUGAAGAAGAACAUGCUUUCAUUUUGUCUUAUCUCCGGACAGUCAGUCAAAUAAUCAUGUUAUGGACAGGUCUUAAUGACAUAAAGGAAGAAGGUCAGCUCUUGUGGACAGAUGGAUCUCCUUAUUUUCAGAAAGCUGGUAUCUCAUCUUUGUCAAUGAUACCAGAAAAUGAAACUGACUGCUAUGCUCUUCAGAGAGAUCCUGCUGGUCCAGACUAUUUCUUCACAGGAUUUUUCUGCUAUAUUCAUCUGCCAUAUAUUUGUGAAUAUGAAUUACCUUCGGUACCUGGAAAUGUCACAUUUAGCGUGCAUGAUGUCAAGACAACUGAAGCUGUGUUUAUGUGGAGUAAUCUGGAUAUCUGGCUUAAAUCAGACUUUGCACUUAUAAUUAAGUACUAUUUUGAUAAUUUGAAACCAUACAUUGUGAGCUUGCCUGUGAAUACAACCCAAACAAAAGUUACCCAGUUGUCCCCAGGCCUCUUCUAUAGAUUUUUAUUAGCAGCAAGGAACCCAGAAGGGGCCCAAACUGUCAUAAGUCCAAUUCUGAAGGUGGAAACAAGGCCAUUGCACUCCCAGAAGUUAGAGGCUACGUAUGUUUCAGCUACGGAAAUACAUUUAAAGUGGAAGCCUCCGCAGCAUUCAUCUAGUGCUUCUUUUCAUUAUUACCUUAUCAACCUUUUGGAUGCUGAAACCAAUAUCCGGGAGAAGUUACCUGUAGAAAAAAACAAGACUUCAACAGUAAUAGGAAAUUUAAAACCUCAUCAUCAGUAUGAGAUAUAUUUGCAGAAUGUAGCAGAGAAAGGAACUCUAAGCUGCCACGAGAAGGCUAUACUAAUCACAACAGGUGUCAGUCCACCUACAACUGUUUUUAUUCACCCUGAGGACGUGCAAGAAGAGAGUGUAAUUCUUCACUGGAAACUGUCACAAGAUGGUCAGGAAUCCUACAUUCAAGUGAAACCUAAUUCAAACAUAGGUGAAACUAUGAAGUUUUUAGUAAACAACACAGAAGACUUUAAGAUUGAUCUCCUAAUUCCUGGCAUGACUUAUGAAAUAUCAGUGGCAAGUGUGGACGGUGGAAAUAUGAGUGAACCAAAGACCAUUCAGUUUACCUUAAAGCCCAAGCCUGUUCAAAUUGUAGUUCCGUAUGAGCUUUAUAGUCAUGCUGUGGUGUUAUUUGUUCGUAUGCCUGAUAUUGGAGUAUUCGAUGGCAUAUAUGUUACAAGUAAAGGAGGACCUAAUAUGACAUUCAUUUUAAAGAGUGAUGCUAAAAUAAUAAUUGAAAACCUGAUGCCAGGUACAGAAUAUGAUUUCUACAUCUCCACAAAAAGCAGAAACAUGUUGAGCGCCUUUUAUCAUGUAUCUGGUGUAAAAACAUGUCUGGCAGCUCCACUGAAUGUACGUGAAGGUAAUGUUACAGACACUUCAAUACAGAUUGCUUGGGAUCGUGCUGAUGGAGAUUUUCAGCAAUAUGAAGUCACAUGUACAAAUUGUGCAGGUACUUUUAAGGUCCAGAAGGUCAAGGAAGAAACGGCAGUGUUUUCCAACCUUAUACCUGGUAAGCUGUACAAUUUUACAAUUCGGACAGAAAAGGAAGGUUUCAGAGACAGCAUUUUUGUGAUAAAGGAAAUAGAGACAGUACCAAGCCCAGUUAAAUAUCUGAACUAUAGCAGAGACUCUGAAUCAAUAACUGUUACCUGGCCCCCAGCGCAAAAUAUGUUUGAUGGAUAUAUUAUUUCAAUAAGCAGUAAGGUCUUCAGCAAAGAGAAAAUGUUACUUUCUGGUGUAAGAAUGUACAAAUUUGAGGAUCUUCUACCAGGCACUAAUUUCUUAAUCAGUAUUGUGAUGACCAACGGAUUAAAGAGGAGUUACCCCACCAUCCUCAAGAUUAGCACCUAUCCUGCUCCACCAUCAGAUUUGCAGGUGUUUGGGCUUGAAGAAAAUACAGUCUAUUUGUCUUGGAAACUGCCAAGAGGAGGAUUUGAUAUGUUUCAGCUUUCAUAUUGUUUGAUGAACAACGGAAAGCUACUUACCAGAACUAUUUAUGACAGCAGAGCUGUAGUGAAAAAUCUGACUCCCGGGACAGAAUACUUGUUUCAGUUAAGGACAAUUAAAGGCUUGGAUUUUACUAUGGCUGUGGAGAAAAAGGUCGUCACAAAACCAGCUGGGAUAUGUGGUCUGGCAUUAAAAAUGGUUAAUACUUCCUCUGCAACUUUAAUGUGGAAUCCAACCAAGACUAACUUCACUUCUUAUAAAGCAUCUUUAUCAAACAGCACCUUUAUAAACAAGUUUAGGAUUCCGGGAGCACUGACUGACUUCAGUGUUACAGACCUGACUGCCGGGAGCAUCUAUAAUUUCACACUGCAAAGACUGAGAGGCAAUAUUGAAGGAGCUUCUGCUUUCAUUGAAAUUGUAACAGAACCUGCAAAACCAGAAGGGCUUAAAUUCUUCAAUGUUUCAUCACAUUCCUUUUCAUUGUAUUGGAGAGUACCCUAUGGACAUGUAGACAGAUUUCAUGUGGAUCUUAUUCCUGAUCAUGGUUCUGUUGUUAUCCUAGAUCUUGGAGCUAGGGAGUAUCAAGCUGAUUUUUCUAAUACUGCUCCUGGAAUGACAUACAAUGUGACAGUUUCUGCAGUGUCUUCUUCAAUAUACAGUUCACCUGCCAGUAGAACAGUGACAACAAACGUGACCAAUCCUGGGCCCCCUUUGUUCCUUGCAGGUGAAAAAGUGGGCUCUGCCGGCAUUCUGUUGUCGUGGAAUACACCAUUGCAUCCAAAUGGGAGGAUUCUGUCCUACAUUGUUAAAUACAAAGAGGUCUGCCCAUGGAUACAAACAGCUUAUACACAAGUUACAACAAAGCCAGAUAGUUUGGAAGUUCUUCUUACCAGUCUUAACCCUGGAACAACUUACGAAAUUACGGUUGCUGCUGAGAACAGUGCUGGUGUUGGAGUAUUUAGUGAUCCCUUUCUUUUUCAGACUGCAGAAAGUGCUCCAGGAAAAGUAGUGAAUCUCACAGUUGAAGCCUUAAAUUAUUCAGCUGUAAAUCUGAUAUGGUUUCUCCCUCGGCAACCAAAUGGAAAGAUAACUAGUUUCAAGAUUAGUGUGAAACAUGCAAGAAGUGGAAUCAUUGUGAAAGAUGUCUCUGUUAAAGUAGAGGACCUUCUGUCUGGGAGGUUACCAGAAUGUAAUGAUAACAGUGAAUCCUUUUUGUGGAGUACUACCACUCCUUCAACUACUUUUGGCAAAUCCACAAUUCCUUCACGGACUACAGUUACACCAAAUGCAGUGGCACCUAGUCAAAUGAGCUCUGUUUGGAAUGAACCAGUUAGUUUUGUUAUAACUAACCUCAGACCAUACACCACCUAUCUCUUUGAAGUCUCUGCGGUUACCACCGAACCAGGUUACAUUGACAGUGCAAUUGUCCGGACACCAGAAUCAGUUCCAGAAGACCCACCACAAAAUUUUGCCAAGAGCAACAUUACAGCAAAGUCUUUCUUGGUGACUUGGGACCCACCAACCAUAGUAACAGGAAAGUUUGGUUAUAGAGUUGAGCUGUAUGGACCAUCUGGUCAUAUUCUGUAUAAUAGCACGAAAGAUCUGAAGUUUGUAUUUAGUAACCUUGUGCCGUUUACAACAUAUGAUGUGUAUGUUGGUGCUGAGACAAGUGCUGGGGUGGGGCCAAAGACUAACCUUACAGUUUUCACUCCUGCAGAUGUCCCAGGUGCUGUAUCUGAUUUACAUCUAGCAGAAGUGGAAGCCACAUACAUAAAAAUUGUUUGGAGGAAGCCACAACAACCAAAUGGUAUCAUUACCCAGUACAGAGUUAAAGUAUAUGUGCAGGAAACAGAGGUGACUCUAGAAAACACUAUCCUCAAAGGAAAAAUGAAGUAUGCAAUUGAUUCUUUGGAACCAUACACGUUAAGUGAAAACAUCAAGCCUUCUCCCACCUGGAAUUCAAUGGAAGCAGCCAAUGAAUUAUAUGAAGGCUCAGCUGAAAUGUUUUCCAAUACUCAAACAGCUUCCCCAGUAAUAUUUACAAGUGUAUCUGGUGAUAAUUUGCCUGCAAUAAAUGGAGCUGCAGAAUUACAUUCUGCUUUGGAUGAUCAGUAUACCAUUAAUAUUUUGACUGAAGAACUGUCGUAUGUUAUAAAAGACCUUCUACCUUUCACGGAAUACACAAUCAGUGUGUCUGCUUUCACUACUAUUGGAGAAGGGCCACCAUCUAUUCUCACAGUCAAGACACGUGAACAAGUUCCAAGCUCAGUACAAAAUAUAUCGUAUAAGAAUAUUAGCUCCUCCUCUGUUCUGCUAUAUUGGGAUCCUCCAGCAAAUCCUAAUGGGAAAAUCAUUCAUUAUACCAUAUAUGCAAUGGAACUGGAUACAAAAAGAGCAUUCCACACAACAACUUCAAAUAACAGCUUACUUAUGACAGGUUUAAAAAAAUAUACAAAUUAUAAAAUGAGAGUUGCGGCCUCUACCACUGUUGGAGAAGGUGCUCUGUCUGAAGAGAAUGAUGUUUUUGUGAGAACUCCUGAAGAUGAACCAGACUCCCCACCCCAAAAGGUGGAGUUAAUAGAUGUAACUGCAACGGAAAUAAACCUGAGAUGGUUACCACCUGAGCAGCCUAAUGGUCUCAUAACUCACUAUGAAGUUCUCUACAGUGAUUCCAAUGAUUUAUUUAUUAAAAAUACUUCAAGUACAAGUACAUCACUAAGUGAAAUGAGGCCAUAUACUCUCUACAACAUCUCUGUAAGGGCAUUCACGAGACUUGGCCAUGGGAAUCAGUCAUCUUUCCCACUUUUGGUGAGAACAUCUGAAACGGUUCCUGAUUCUGCACCAGAAAACAUAACCUAUAGGAACAUUUCAUCCAUGGAAAUUGAAUUAUCAUUUUUUCCACCAUCUGUUCCCAAUGGAAUCAUACAGAACUACACAAUAUAUCUGAAGAGGACUAAUGGGACUGAGCAAAGAGUCAUAAACACUACUCUUCUGAUACUAUAUAUUGCAGAUUUGAAGAAAUACACAGAAUAUACAGUAGAGGUGUCUGCUAGUACCUCAGUGGGGGAAGGCCUUCGUAGUGCGCCUGUGCAUAUACUCACUGGUGAAGAUGCUCCUAGUUCUCCUCCAGAAUUCCUUUCAGUAAAACAGUUGUCGGGUGUCAUUGUGCAGUUGUCAUGGAAACCUCCACUGGAGCCAAAUGGAAUUAUCCUCUAUUACACAGUUUACGUCUGGAGUAAAACGUCAAAAAGGAGUGUUAAUGUAACAGGAACAUCACUGCAGCUCACAGACCUGGAAAAUAACUAUGAUUAUAGUGCUUAUGUAACAGCAAGUACAAGAUUUGGAGAUGGAAACAUAAAAAGUGAUGCUAUAACAUUCAGAACACCUGAAGGAGCACCAAGUGAUCCGCCAAAAGAUGUUGUGUAUAGAAACCUUACUUCCACAUCAAUAAUGCUAUUCUGGUCUCCUCCUCAAAAGCCUAAUGGAAUUAUACUGUAUUACUCAGUUUAUUUCAAAAAUAAUUCAGGAAUUUUCAUACAGAAUUUCACAAGUUAUGGUAACGACAGUCGUGGUGUCAAUAUAUCUCAGUCUGCAAUUCUGGAUGACCUGGCAAAAUACAGCUAUUAUACUCUGUGGUUAACUGCAAGCACAGCUGUUGGAGAUGGAAACAAAACCAGUGAAAUAAUAGAUGUGUAUACAGAUCAGGAUAUCCCAGAUGGUUCUGUUGAAAAUCUGGUCUAUGAAAACAUUUCCUCAUCUUCUGUAAAUGUAAGCUGGCUUCCACCAUCUCAGCCAAAUGGUUUAGUCUUCUUUCAUGUUUCUCUAAGUUUAUUGCAUCUGGAAACCAAAAUGAUACUGUCUUUCCUUACUUACAACACAAGCAUUAUUUUUGACAAUCUGGAGAAAUACACUGAUUACGUUCUGAAAAUCACACCAGCUACUGAAAAAGGAUCUUCUGAACUGCAUGCUCUAAGUCUGCAUAUCAGAACUGAUGAAGAUGUCCCAGAAUCAUCACCUAUAAUCAAAACGUACUCAAAUCUCUCAACUACCUCAGUUAUGCUUUCAUGGGACCCUCCUGUUAAGCCAAAUGGUAUCAUUAUAAGUUAUGAUUUGAAUUUAUUUGGCCCAGAAAGGAAUAAUUCAUUCUCUACCUCCAAUAAUUUUGUGAUCUUGGAAGACCUUGCACCAUUCACGCUGUACAGCAUUUACACAUCUGCAAGAACUACAAAAGGACCUGGUCCAUCUGCCAUGCUUCUCUUCUACACAGAUGAGUCAGUGCCGUUAGCUCCACCUCAGAAUUUGACCAUUAUGAACUACACUGCAGAUUCUGUAUGGCUAAAAUGGGAUCCAAGUCCUCAGCCGAAUGGUGUUAUUAUGAGAUACAAUUUUAAGAUUUAUCAAAACAACAGUGAAAAAAUAUUUUAUUGGAAUGUUUCAGGUUCAAACAAUGAGGCCAACCUUGCUGGAUUAGAACCAUUUAGCACCUAUAUUAUCAGUGUGUCUGCAUAUACCAAACUUGGGAACGGCAAUCAGUUCAGUAAUGCUGUCCAAUUUACAACAAUGGAAUCAGUACCAGAUGUUGUCCAGAAUGUUCAUUGUAUUGCAACGAGCUGGCAAUCAAUCCUAGUGCAGUGGGACCCCCCUGCCUCAUCAAACGGUGUGAUUACUCGUUACGUCGUAAUAGUUGAAGGAAAUUCUAUGAACUUUUCUUCUUAUGAUAAGCUACAUACUUUUAGAAAUCUACUUUCCAAUAUUUCUUACCAAUUUAAAAUAAAAGCCGCAACAUCAGCUGGUGAUGGUGAAGAACAAAUAUGCAUUGCCAGUACGCUUCCAGAAAGAGUUCCCAGUGCUCCCAGGGAUAUUGGUUUUUCCAAUGUGCAAUCAACAAGUGUGACCUUGAAUUGGAGAACACCGAAAUCUAUCUUUGGCUACUUUCAAAACUACAAGAUUACCACACAGCUACAGUCUGUCCACUGCAGUGACUGGGAAACUGAGGAAUGUAUUGAAUAUGAGAUGCAUCAGUAUUUAUAUGAAAAUAUUGUGGAUGACCAGAUAGAAGGGACAGUUUAUGGACUAAAAAAAUACAGAUGGUACAGAUUUGCUGUUGCUGCCAGUACAAAUGUUGGUUAUGGCAGUUCUUCACCUUGGAUUUCUACACAAACACUUCCUGGUUCUCCAGAUGGUCCUCCAGAAAAUGUGACUGUAUUAGCUACAUCUCCUCACAGUAUUAAUAUCAGCUGGAGUGAACCUGUCAUCAUUACUGGACCAACACGCUACCUCAUAGACAUAACCUCAGUAGAUAAUGACAAUUAUAAAGCUCAGUUUCUGAAGACAAACGAUGAUAGUAAAGCCUUAGAAAUUUCUGAUUUAAAAGCAUUUACAAGGUAUUCUGUAAUCAUCAUUGCCUUUACGGGAGAUGUUAAUGCUGCACCCAUUGAAGGCAAGGCUAGUUCUCCAGUAAUUGUCUCCACUUUUGAAGCAGUGCCAGAAGACCCACCUAACAACAUAACAUUUCAGAAGAUUCCAGAUGAAGUAACAAAGUUCCAAGUAACAUUUGUGCCGCCAUCUGAACCAAAUGGGAAUAUUCAGGUGUAUCAAGCUAUGGUCUACAAUGAAGACAACCCUGCUGCCGUCCAGAUCCACAACCUUAGUGUCAUUGAUAAAACAGAUCAGUCAGUCACGGCUGUGAUAGAAGGGCUAAAGGGAGGACAUACAUAUAAUGUCAGCGUGUAUGCAAUUAAUGGUGCUGGUGCAGGACCAAAAAUUCAACUGAAAAUAACCAUGGACAUCAAAGAACCACCACGGCCUAAUAAGAAACCAGCACCAGUUUAUGAUACCAAUGGGGCCUUACUUGUCACAGCUACAACGAUUACUAUCAGAAUGCCAAUAUGUUAUUAUAGUGAUGAUCAUGGUCCUAUCAAGAAGAUACAAGUUCUUGUUGCAGAAACUGGAGCUCAGCAUGAUGGGAAUGUUACUAAGUGGUAUGAUGCCUACUUCAACAGACCAAGGCCAUAUUUUACAAAUGAAGGUUUUCCAAACCCACCCUGUAUAGAAGGAAAGGAAGGAAUGAGUGGUAAAGAAGAGAUAUAUGUCAUAGGUGCUGAUACUACAUGUAUGACACCAGGCAGUCAAGACAAAAUAUGCAAUGGCCCACUGAAACCAAGAAAGCAGUACCUAUUUAAGUUCAGAGCAACUAAUGUUAAAGGACAGUUUACAGAUUCUGACUAUUCUGACCCUGUCAAAACCUUAGGUGAAGGACUGUCAGAAAGAGCUGUGGAAGUUAUACUUGCAGUUACUUUGUGUAUACUAUCAGUUGUCCUUCUGGUGGCUGCAGUCUACGCUUUUGCAAGAAUUCGGCAAAAGCAAAAAGAGGGGGGCACAUACUCCCCAAGAGAUGCUGAAAUUAUUGACACUAAGUUCAAACUGGAUCAGUUGAUCACAGUGGCAGACCUGGAGCUGAAGGAUGAGAGAUUUACACGGCCAAUAAGCAAGAAAUCCUUCCUACAACAUGUUGAAGAGCUUUGCACAAACAACAACCUAAAGUUUCAGGAAGAAUUUUCGGAGCUUCCCAAGUUUCUUGAAGACCUUGCUUCAACUGAUGCUGAUUUGCCUUGGAACAAGUCUAAGAAUCGUUUCCCAAACAUAAAGCCAUAUAACAACAACAGAGUAAAGCUGAUGCCUGAUGCUGGUAUUCCCGGAUCUGACUACAUUAAUGCCAGCUAUGUAUCUGGCUAUUUAUGUCCAAAUGAGUUUAUUGCAACUCAGGGACCAUUACCAGGAACAGUGGGUGAUUUCUGGAGAAUGGUGUGGGAGACUAGAGCAAAAACACUUGUGAUGCUUACACAAUGUUUUGAAAAAGGACGGAUAAGAUGUCAUCAGUAUUGGCCAGAAGAUAAUAAACCAGUGACUGUAUUUGGGGAUAUAGUGAUUACUAAAUUGAUGGAAGAUACUCAGAUAGACUGGACCAUCAGAGAUCUGAAAAUUGAAAGGCAUGGAGACUGCAUGAUGGUGCGGCAGUGCAAUUUUACUUCCUGGCCAGAACAUGGAGUCCCCGAAACUACUGCACCAAUUAUCCAUUUUGUAAAACUUAUCCGUGCAAGCCGAGCGCAUGAUACUACACCGAUGGUGGUUCACUGCAGUGCUGGUGUUGGAAGAACAGGAGUUUAUAUUGCACUUGACCAUUUAACUCAACAUAUAAAUGAUCAUGAUUUCGUGGAUAUCUAUGGACUUGUAGCUGAGUUAAGAACUGAAAGAAUGUGUAUGGUACAGAAUCUGGCACAAUAUAUAUUUUUGCAUCAGUGUGUACUGGAUCUGUUAACAAGCAAGGGAAGCAGUCAGCCCAUAUGUUUCGUAAAUUAUUCAGCACUGCAAAAGAUGGACUCUCUGGAUGCCAUGGAAGGUGACGUGGAGCUUGAAUGGGAAGAAACUACCAUGUAAAUAUUAAAACUAAAUAUUAAAAAUAUCAAGGUCUUAAAAAUCAAAGUCAUAUUUUUUUAAGCACAGGGGCCAAAGUGAAUUCCCCUAUUUUAGUGAUUAAAACGAAGACAAAUGAUUGAAACUGUUUUCUUCUAUCAAUGUGCCUUCAUAAAUAUAUUUUAAUCAGAUCACUGAGCAAUAAGGAGUUGCAAUAGUUUUGCAGAGACUGCACUUCUUCUUGUUAUAUGAAUAAUGCGUUUAAUAUGUAUUUAAACUGAAAGUGUGUUCUGAACGUAUUUCUUUUUUCCAGUUAUCUUUGUAAAAGAGGAAAAAUGAGCCAAAUAUGAUGUAAAAAAUUCAUAUUCCCAGUGCAUUUAUUUUGGACUGAAUUUGCUGUAUUCUUUGUGUUUUGGUUUUGAAGCAUUCUUGCUAGAUUGGUUUCAAUGUUGUUUUCAGUUCUUGCAGAUUAACUCCAAUACCAUCUUAGUGAUCUUUACCUAAAUGUACAUUCUUGUGUUUUGAAUCUUGUUUUAUGAGUGGUAGCAUAUCAACUCAUGAUCCUGAACAGCUGAAGAGUCACCUUCUGACAUAGGGAGGAUUAUUCAGCUUUUACACAGCACACAGUAGCUCUUCAGGGACACUUGGGGCUAUUUAAGCUACGUUAUAAUCAGUGGGUUGGUUUUUUUUUUAAUAUACAUGGUGAAUGCAUAUGUUCAGUGUUGAAGAAAGCAUUUUACAUUCUUGCUACUUUUGGUAAGCAGAUAAAAUAAAAUAAAGCUGCAAAUUUAUUAUAUAUUAUAAUGAAUGUUAUUACAUUUGAGUAAUGGAAUGUUUAUAAUUUAGUCAAAUGUCUUGAAUGUUACACUGUAUAGCAUACUUACAAGGAAUACACAAAAUUUAAUACUAAAAUAUAUUACAACACAGAGGUAUCAACUAAAAAGGCUGUUGCUCCUUUGUGAGCUUUGGUGAAUCACUGUAGACAUUGAGAAGUAUGUGAGGUAAUAUUUGGGGAUUUAAUAAAAGGAAACAUCUUCUACUCCCACUGGUAAUCAUUAUCAGAGAUCUGAAACAGGAAUGAGAGAAGCAGGAAGCUGUUGCCUGAGAAACAAAGCAAAAACUGGUGGAGUAGGAGGACUACAGAGAAGUAAUUAUACCAUGUGCCCUGGUUUUACAUAGGAGUGGUAGUGUUUGAUUGAUAUCAUUGGGGUGUUUCAUUGCUCUUUCUUUUCUCUCCAUAAAGAAAUGUAUCAUUCUGAAUAAUGCUAAAGCUGUGACCUAAAUCUGAGUUUCAAAACAUAUAAUAGCAAAGAGACUUCAGAGCUGCCAUCUUACAUUCUGUUUAGAAAGAAGCAAUCCGUAGCCUCGUUUGGGGGACAAGCUCAGGAAAAUCCGACACCUAGAAAGGGGUGUGGAUGUAUGUGUGGGUGUGUGCACACGCUCUGAACAGAAGAGUAACAAAACUUUCCAUCUCUUAACUGUAGCUACUAGACAGAAAAUACUGUAUAGUACGUAGCUUGAUAUUAAUGUGUAAGUACAGGAUAGUAGGUGUUUGAUAUCUUUUCAGAAUCUGGCAAGGGCGGUGCAGUGAGGACUCUUUGUAAAUCAGUUGAGGACCCUUUGUAAAUCGGCAGAAAGUGCCAUAUAUCUAAAAUGAAAAUCAAAAGGCAGCAUUUAAAGAGAUGGAAAUAGUCUACAGAGGUAUUUUGGAGAAGCUGUCUUUCAGGAAGACUGACAGUAUUGUAAACAUCACCUGUCAAGCUAAAAGGAAAACAAUGCCUUUUAAAGCUGGAUAGAGGGAGAGAGAGGUGAUGUCCACAGCUGUUCAAGUCUCUGGCAAAGCAUUCUGUACAGCUCUAGUUUCAUUUGGUUCAUAUGAAACAUGUGUUCUUCAUUUAUUAUACAUGUGCUUUAAAGUAUUCUGACAGAUUGCUUAUGGGGGCUUACAGAUGUUUUUCAUGAUUUGUAUUUGUACUUGGUAGCAGUACAUGCAGCACUGUGAUAAAUUGACAUCACAGAGCCAUAAUCUUGUAUAAUCUUGUAUCCACAAGGCUGGAAUAUAUAUAUGUGUGUGUAUCAUUCCUCUUGUUUUAAGGAAAAAGCUAAUAAGCCUUACUAAACUUACAGAUGAACUCCAAA